AUGACAAAGAAGUAUACACAAACUCCAAUGACAAUUCCUAUCACAAUUACAGCAACUAUGACACCAAUAAUUAUAGGUAAGCUGCCACUUCCUCCUUUACUCUCUGAUGGAGAACUGGAUGAACUUGAGCUUCCUGAAGUACCUGUAGACCCUGUAGAGCCAGUAGAGCCAGUUGAACUCGUUUUAUCGGUUUUAUCAUCAGUUGGUGGAGGUGCUGUAACAGUUGCAAAUAGCUUACUAGUGUAUCCA
Trichomonas vaginalis G3 is the source of this 249-nucleotide messenger RNA. RefSeq lists its product as uncharacterized. The record is from RefSeq and is a predicted model, not a curated record. The transcript has a single exon. The annotation marks the transcript as partial. Lineage: Eukaryota; Parabasalia; Trichomonadida; Trichomonadidae.